GGCGGCCAUGGGCGUGUGCCAGUUCUUCCUGCGGGGGUACUGCCGCUUCGGGGAACGCUGCUGGAACGAGCACCCCCGCGGCGCCGGCCGCCCCGGGGGCCCCGCACCGCCCUCACAAGUUACUAGUGGAAGAGGAGGAGGAUGGGGUUCCUCUAACCAGAGAUACAGCAGUGUUAUCCAGCCAUCUACCUUCAAGUCUGAUACAUGGGGUGGCAGCAGAGAUCAUGGAAGAGGAUUCUUUGGCUCCUCUGACUUUGGAUCAUCAGGCGGCGGCAGCAGAAAUGCAGACUUCUCACAGAACAGGUUCUCGGCAUUAGCGAACAGUCAGAGUGUUGCUGAUGGCUCUAAAGAUGAAGAGGAGAGACUUCUAGAAUGUGUAGUGAAAGACAUGGAAAUUUGGGAAUCUUCUGGACAAUGGAUAUUUUCAUCUUACUCACCAAUGAAAGAAAAGCUGAAUGUCUCAGGCUUUUCGGAUGUCUCACCAGAAGAACUGCGUCUGGAGUAUUAUGACAGCAGAGCAAAGAAUAUGAUUGGGAAUUAUAUAGAUGCUGUCCAACAGUUAGCAGCACAAUGGAAAAAUCGUCUGCUUCAGUUGAAAGCUUUAAAUUCAUCGACAAAAGCAGCUCUGCUCUCUGCUUUCAAGAACACGGGCACCCAACCAUCACCUGCCUUUGGACUGGGAGGACAGCAAACAUCAAGCUUUGGGCUCUCAAGCUUUCCUGUGAACAGCAGCAGUACCAGUGCCAGCAGUUUCUCUUUUAAAGCCAGUUCCAGCCUUAUCAAUUCCUCAUCAUCUGGAACCAGCCCUGCUGCUGGGGUCUCUUCUUCUGCUGGUAGUGCUCCUGCGUUUGGGGCGACGUCCUCUCCCAGCGCACCCCAACCUGCUGGGUUUGGCAGCCCAGCAGCUCCAUCUGCAGCCUCCUUCUCCUUUAAAACAGCUGCAACAGCUGGUGGCUUUGGGACUUCUGGGUUUUCAGGCUUUGGCAGCGCUGCUGCUGUGAACUCUUCCAGCACCACCACUCCGCUCCCAGCCUUCGGAGCCUUUAAUGCAGCCACAGCCACUUCUGCCUCACCUUCAAGUGGUGCUUUGUUUGGACAGACAGCCAGUGCCUCUGGACAUCACGUCACCUCAGCGUCUGCUGCAGUCACCAACACCACCGCCUCAGAGAAGUUAUUUACACCCAAGAGCGAAUUAUCAGCUGAAGAGUGGCAACAGUUUGAAGCAAAGGAGUUCACCAUUGGAAAGAUUCCUCUUAAGCCACCCCCAUUAGAACUUUUAAAUGCUUAUGACCUUUUAAGUUUAUUCAGAAAUAACAUGUUUUGAAUCAAAUUAAAGGCUUCCAUUUUCUUACUUUUUGUCUCCUCUCUCAAGUCUCUUCUGCAGGAAUAAACCCCCAGUUAUAAACAUUGGAACACUGUA
This is a messenger RNA of Pipra filicauda (Wire-tailed manakin), 1420 nucleotides long. Its product is annotated as nucleoporin NUP42-like. Bases 8 to 1324 code for a protein of 438 amino acids. Lineage: Eukaryota; Metazoa; Chordata; Aves; Passeriformes; Pipridae. Gene Ontology annotation, molecular function: nuclear export signal receptor activity; metal ion binding. The record is from RefSeq and is a predicted model, not a curated record. The transcript has 7 exons. Gene Ontology annotation, cellular component: nuclear envelope.